Molecule: messenger RNA, 1872 nt
Organism: Eruca vesicaria subsp. sativa (arugula)
Lineage: Eukaryota; Viridiplantae; Streptophyta; Magnoliopsida; Brassicales; Brassicaceae
Source: the annotation of a GenBank genome assembly
AUGGCCAAGUCGUCUCCGGAGAAGAAACCGGCCACUACAUUAGACGACUACGCUCACAGUCCAUUCCAUUACGCCGUCGUUUUAGGAGACCACGCUGGUUUAACUCGCCUCGUCUCCUCCUUACCUAAACUCACCGAGCCAGAACAAAUACACACCGAGUCAGACUCCUUGAGCCAGGAGCGCCUCGCCUCGCAAAUCUCCGCCGUGAUCGACCGCCGCGACGUUCCUUCACGCGAGACGCCUCUCCACUUAGCGGUUCGCAUAGGCGACGUCUUCGCCGUGGAGACGAUCUCCUCCGCAGGCGCAGACAUCACGCUCCAGAACGCCGCGGGGUGGAGCCCCUUGCACGAGGCGCUCUGUCGCCGGAACACCGAGAUCACGGCGACGGUGCUCCGGCAUCAGCGGCGCUCGGCGUGGUGCAAAUGGAGACGGAGGCUGCCGUGUCUGAUCGGCAUCCUCCGUCGUAUGAGAGACUUCUACUUGGAGAUUUCUUUCCACUUUGAGAGCUCCGUGAUCCCGUUUGUCGGAAGGAUGGCUCCUUCCGACACGUACAGGAUCUGGAAGCGCGGAGGGGAUCUCCGCGCGGAUACUUCUUUAGCAGGGUUCGACAGUUUCAAAAUCCACCGCGAGAACCGGAGUUUUCUGUUUCUUGGUGAUGGAGAUGAGUUUCUUGAUGUGUCUCCCGGUACGUUGCUUGUGUUGAACAGAGAGGAUAAGACGAUACUGAACGCGUUUGAAAACGCUAAUGAUCCGAUUAGCGACGGUGAGGUCGCGGGUUUUUGCUCUCAGACGAGCUUGUACCGUCCAGGGAUGGAUGUUACGAGAGCUGAGUUAGUUGAGAUGACGAAUUGGCGAAGGCAGGUGAAGACUGAAACGGUUGGAGAGUGGAGAGCCAAAGGUUACGAGGUUGAGAACGUGAGUUUUAGUUUCAAAUCGCGGAAAGUUGUUGCUGUCGGAGAAACAGAGAAGACCUCGCGUUCGGACAAUAUCUCAGAACCGUUAUGGAGGCAGAGGACGCAGCACGGUUGUUCCAACGUUGAGGAGAAAGAGUUUCAGCCGUCGUCGUCGUGGAGGAGGAGGAGCAAGUCGGUUUCUUUACCGGUAGAGGGAGUUACGGUGGCGGCUUCUGUGCCGCGGAUUAAAGAGAAGGAGCUUGUGAAGAGUUUGAGUCCUUCGGUUUGGUUAACGGAGGAUUUUCCUUUGAAGACGGAGGAGCUGCUUCCGUUGCUUGAUAUUUUAGCCAAUCAUGUUAAAGCUGUGAAGAGAAUGAGGGAGCUGCUCACCGCUAAGUUCCCGCCGGGAACUUUCCCGGUAAAGUUGUCGAUACCGGUGAUACCAACGGUGAAGGUAGUCAUGACAUUUAGCAAGUUCGUGCCUCUACGACCGAUGGAUCAGUUCUACACACCGCUAUCAAGCCCGGGACACCUCUCAGCUGCAGUCGAAGACCAAUGGAACGUGGAGAGUGAGGAAACAUCCGACAUAAGAACGUCUACUAAUUCACGCUCGUCGUUUUCAAGGUCGUCAUGGCGGAGACUGAGCAUCACCGGCACGGGAAAAACUGCACAGCAACGGCUGGAGGAGGAGCAGGCACAGAUGGUGGAUCCAUUUGCAAUACCAACAGGGCACAUAAGAUAUUGUGAUCGUAAUAGAAUGGCGAGUGAAGCACCUAGUUGGGCGGAUCAGUGGGGGACCGGUGGAAUUGGUGUGAUGGCAGCUACGGAGGAGACCACUGACGGAAAGAAAGACGCCGCCAGGAAGAAGUCCGGCAAGACUAAAGCAGGGUUUAACAAAGCUAAGAUGGUUGCAUUUAUUGGUGUAAAUUGGAUGAAAAACCUUGUGCAUAGGAAGAAGAAGGACGCUAUUUCUUCAUAA